Messenger RNA from Haemonchus placei, 1779 nucleotides. The record is from the annotation of a GenBank genome assembly. Lineage: Eukaryota; Metazoa; Nematoda; Chromadorea; Rhabditida; Trichostrongylidae.
CUAUUAGUCAGCAAAGAGCCCUUUUCCAAUGUCUCAAACGUGUUUCGAUCCCUGAAGUCUCUCUUCUCUCCACUUCCUCUUCAUAGAAAACUUGAGCCAUUUGAAAAGUUUUCAAGUUUGUUCUUACUACUUACCUUUAUACAAACCCAGUGGAUAAGCUGGUCCCUUCCUCUCUGGGAUGGGAACUUCGGAACGGCCUUUGAUGCUCUAAUGUUUGCAGAGAGGCUUCGUAAACAUCGAAUGAUUCUGUUUGUUAAGGAGCGGCUAGAAGAUGCUCGUGAAGCGAGUCAUGCGUCUCCUAUGGCAACUCAGAAAAGCCGACAACGAGCCUAUCUAAAACCAGCCCUGGAUCCGGAAAAUACAGUAAUCGUAUUCCCAAAUGACGAUUUAAUUCCCUUAGGAAUAGAGGUAGCAUUGAACCUUCAGGUGACGGCGUCCACAAGUGGACGUCUAUCUGCUGUCCAAAUCUUACGGAUUGAACCUGAUGGUCGGGUUGGGAUGGAUGGACGAUUAGCCGUCGGCGACAAUAUUGUCGAAAUUGAUUAUCGACCGGUCUACCAGAUGUCGAUAGUCCGAGCUAGAGCCUACCUAAGUGAGCUACAAUCACAUCCCGGGACGUCCUCGCUGCAGAAUCGACCCAUCUUGUCAGCACUACAGCAAGCGAACACUGUCCACAUCGGUCAUACAAAGGUGGUCGAAUUGAAGAAAACGCCAGCUGGUUUUGGCUUCACUGUAACAGGAAGAGAGACUGCUAAAGGUGAACGACUGUUCUAUAUAGGAACAGUGAAGCCGAAUGGGGUUGCUCUGGGCCAUCUUCGAGCUGGUGAUCGACUGCUAGAGUUGAAUGGCGAACCUACGGCCGACCUGACUCAGGCUGAAGUGGUGGAUCGGUUGAAAAAGGCUGCCGUGGGAGAUACGAUAUCGUUCCUGGUAUCGCGAGUUGUGGAUGAAGAAGAUGAAAAGAAGAGUAACUCAAGUGAACGGGAGAAUCGCCCACCAACCCCCAUGGGAUCAGGGGCCAGACGGGAAUUGGAGCUGAUCAUUCCACUUAAUGAUACAGGAAGUGCCGGUUUGGGUGUGAGCCUGAAAGCUCGUGUCACCGUACGGACUAAUGGGACAAGGCAAGACUGUGGGAUAUUUAUCAAAAAUGUCCUACAUGGCGGUGCAGCCCAUAAAGAUGGCCGUCUGCGAGUAAAUGAUAGAAUAGUAGGAAUAGAGGAGCUAAGGCUAGAAGGCGAGACGAAUGCCACUGCCAGUGAAGCGGUCUCGAGGCGUCUGAAAGCAAUAGGUCCGACCGCCAAGUAUGUGAGGCUGCGCAUUCAACGAGCAAAGGACGCACCGGCUCAGACCACGUUGCAGUCUUCUGUAGGCAGUGUAGCUGGAGUUGCUACUCGGGCUUCCGUGGCUGAAUCAAGUUCUUCAGAAGGCAAGCUCUCACCCGUUGAAGGAAUGGAUGCUGAUUAUGGAAGUAGACUGGAUGAGUCUGAACUACCGAGCGUCUCGGAUCCGUUCAGUCGAGAAGCACCGUCAAGGAAGAGCAUGAGUGAAAAGCGUGGCAUGGGUGCUGCCAGUGAUCCACACCAUAUCAAGCUUUUCCAGGAUAUCAAACAUCAACGUCAGACAAGUGGUAAUUCAAAACCUGAAGUUUCUCGGCACUUUUUUCGUCGCUCACUAAGCGUGGAAAGUAUCAAUCAGGAUAGUCGAGCAGCAUUGAGGAUGCAUCCAGCAAUGGUAAUUCGUUUUUCUCUCCUCCAUUCGAAUCACUUUAGGGAGGUGUAA